Messenger RNA from Caenorhabditis sp. 36 PRJEB53466, 878 nucleotides. NCBI's taxonomy places the organism in Eukaryota, Metazoa, Nematoda, Chromadorea, Rhabditida, Rhabditidae. The record is from the annotation of a GenBank genome assembly.
AUGCGAGACCUCAUCCUCAAUCUGUCAUGGCUGAUGAUCAUCAUCGCCUUUUUCGUCUUCCUCUCCUUGAAGCUCGGAUUGACUGCUGGAUACGGAAGAUACACAAACAGCGACCAUUGGGGACUGCCGGCCUCCAUCGCCUGGUUCGUCCAAGAGGCGCCGUCAUUCUUCAUUCCGCUCUACUUUAUGUUCCUAGCGACUAGUCCCUGCGGAGCCUUCCUGAACCUGCUCUUCCUUGCUCAUUACUUCAACCGGUACGUGAAUUUUGAACAGGUUCCAACUGAUCAGAAUGAAAUUGUCUUGGUUCAGAGCUAUCGUCUACCCGUAUAGACUCCGCUCGAACACCACCUCUCCAUUGUACAUCAUGCUUUCCGCAGUUGUCUUCUGCGCCUACAAUGGAUUCAUUCAAGGAGCCUGGAAUUCACUUUACCAGGAAUGCGACGACUCCAAGUUCUUUUACAUUCUCGGUAAGUAGGAUUAAUUUCAGUACUUUAGAAUACGGGGACUUUCAGGUGCUCAGAUUUUCCUCAUCGGAAUGUACAUCAACUGGCGUGCCGACGCCAUUCUGCGGAAUUUGAGAGCCCCCGGAGAGACUGGAUACAAGAUCCCGAACGGAUUCCUCUACGACUACAUCACCUGCCCUAACUACUUCGGAGAGAUCGUGGAAUGGAUCGGAUACGCAAUCGCUGCCCGGAGCCUUCCCGCCGUCGCCUUUGCCAUCUUCACCAUCGCCAACAUCGGCCCGAGAGCUUUCAGCCAUCACCAGUGAGUUGAUUUCUCAUUGCUACUAGCAAACUCUUCCAAUUUUCAGGUGGUACAAAGAGAAGUUCCCCGAGUAUCCGAAGGAGCGCAAGGCCCUGAUCCCUCUCUUCUUGUGA